Messenger RNA from Ilyonectria robusta, 1029 nucleotides. RefSeq lists its product as uncharacterized. The record is from RefSeq and is a predicted model, not a curated record. Lineage: Eukaryota; Fungi; Ascomycota; Sordariomycetes; Hypocreales; Nectriaceae. The transcript has 3 exons. The coding region runs from base 1 to 1029 and encodes 342 amino acids.
AUGUCUGUCAUUGCGCUUGUUGGAGCUGGUGGCAACUUGGGGAGAUACGUCCUCUUUGGCCUGAAAAACUCACCUUACAAUUUUGAGAUACGUACGUUAUCUCGCAAGUCGACACCACCAAAAGGCAGUGACUCCAAGCACCACCUCCAAGUUGAUUUCAACAAUGAAGAGCAACUGAAAGAGACCCUGAGGGGAUGCGAAUUCCUGAUCAAUUGCAUGGGCACCUCUGGUGAUUACCACAGUUCAAAGAUGGCUCUCGUCCAUGCAGCCGCCGCUGUAGGGGUUUUUGGGUAUAUCACCAGUGACUUUGGGGUGGACUAUAAUACUCCUAGCGUCCACUUUGAUCACCCUGUCUGGCUGGAAAAGAAACAACACGUCGAGUAUGCGAAAAGCAUAGGCCUACGCACCCUAGCAAUCUGCCCCGGAUUGUUCCUGGAGGAACCGUUCGGUGCCUUCGGCCCCUGGCAUGGGUUUGAUCACAAUUCGAAAUCCUUCAUCGUGGCAGGGACUGGAAAGCAGCACAUUUCAGUGACUAGCAAGCUGGACAUCGGAGCUGCCGUCGCACGCGUGUGCCACCUCGUGCUCAGUACCGAGGCCAAGUCGAAUCACUCGCAGACUCAACCACUACUCAACAAGGAUUACAUCAGAAUCAGUGGUCACGCUGUCACACCUUAUCAAGUCGUUGACGUGGCGAAUGACAACAGCAAGAGUGAGGAUGGGAAAAGCGGCGACCAGGGGGAAAAUUGGAAAGUGCAGGCACUCACCAGCGAAGAACAGUGCCAAAGCUUCCAGUCCUCGAUGAUGGUCAUCGCCAUGAACGAGGAAGCGGAAUCAGUUCUGGAUCAAGACGGUGGGUUUGACCCCGAAAUGGCGAGUCAAAUUGCUGGGCGAGUCUUCCGCGCUGUGGGCGACGGCACGUUGCAUUUUGCUGAGAAUGACAACGAACUUCUCAACCCGGGCCAGCAGUACUGGAAAUGGACGCAACUGACCGACUUUGAGCAAGACACAAAGCCUAAAGCGUUGUGGUAA